AUGGCAUUGACUCCCGAUUCCGGUUCGAGUUCCUCGAAGAAAAGUUCCAAGAGCGAGCCUGAGUCAAGAUCAAAUAAUGAAAAUGAAUUCGUGGUACAACAAUUUGACGGUGAAGCCCAGAUCGGCGGCCUAAAUACCGAGGAUUUGGAGCGCCAGUCUCUCACUACCGAAUCUGUGUCUAGAACUAUCAGUCGAAGACUCUCGAACGUGACUGAGUUGUACGAAGAAGCCGCUCAUUCUAAGGAACCCAUGCCAAAAAUGGGUGGAAACAAACCUUAUCCUCCGGCUCUUCCCGACAGAGAGCCAUAUCUUGUUGCAUACGAUGGACCCGAGGAUCCAACAUUUCCUCACAACUGGCCAUUCAAGAAAAAGGUUCUCUCCUCUUUUAGUGUUGGUAUAAGUGCGCUUUCUGUCUCCAUGGGCUCUGCCAUGUUUUCUCUUGGUGCUGCUCAAAUCAUGGCUGAGUUCAACAUCGGCUCAGUGGUUGCAACUCUUGGUACAUCGCUCUUUGUGUUCGGAUUUGCAUCUGGACCCAUCAUCUGGGGGCCUCUUUCGGAAUUGUAUGGAAGAAAAGUAGUUCUUGUCCCCUCGCUUUUUGGCUUCAUGUGCUUUUCGUUUGCUACCGCGACUGCGAAGGAUAUCCAAACAGUCAUGAUCUGCAGAUUCUUCUCUGGUUUUAUCGGCGCUGCCCCCUUGGUCGUUGCACCUGCAUCCAUGUCUGAUAUAUUUUCAGCAAGGAAUCGUGGUAAAGCCAUGUCUAUUUUUGCCAUGAUGUUAUUUGGUGGCCCCAUGCUUGCUCCAAUUAUUGGCGGGUUCACUGUGAAAAACCCCAACAUGGGCUGGAGAUGGACCACUUACUUGACUGGCCUCAUUGGUGCCCUUGCGCUCUGUUGUGUUGUUUUCAUCCUCGAUGAAACACACCAUGGAGUCAUUCUAGCAAAGAAGGCCGAAGCUUUGAGAAGAAGAACCGGGAACUGGGGAAUCGGCGCUCCCCACGACGAGGUUUCGCUUUCGAUCAAAGAAAUCGCGGAAAAAAACAUAACCCGGCCCCUCAAAAUGCUUUUCUCAGAACCGAUCUUGUUCUUGGUGUCGCUUUACAACGCGUUCAUUUAUGGUCUUUUGUAUUUGUUCUUGACUGCUGUGCCUUUGAUUUUCGCAGGAGAGUACAGGUUCAGUAUGGGUAUUGCGGAGUUACCCUACCUCUCGAUGCUCAUUGGUGUUUUUAUUGGAGGAGGAAUUGGUAUCUUGAUGGAGAGAAGAUUUGUCAAAAAACUCGAAGCUAAUGGUGGUAGGCCUGUUCCCGAGGAAAGACUUCCACCCAUGAUGGUCGGGUCUGUUGUUUUCACAAUUGGUUUGUUCUGGCUUGGUUGGGCUGGGAGCUAUCCAGAUAAAGUACACUGGAUUGUGCCAACGAUUGGUGCCGCGCCUAUUGGUAUGGGCCUCAUUCUUUUGUUCUUGCCCUCAUUGAACUACAUCAUUGACUGUUACUUGUUUUUUGCUGCCUCUGCAUUGGCCGGAAACACGUUUUUGAGAUCUUCUUUUGGUGCGGCUUUCCCGCUUUUCGCUCGUCAAAUGUUUGAAGGAAUGCAAAUUAAGUGGGCUGCUACAUUGUUGGGCUGUUUCUCCGCAGUGAUGAUUCCCGUGCCAAUUUUGUUCUACAUGUACGGCAAAAAACUUAGAACAUCCUCCAAGUAUGCUUUUUAA
This is a messenger RNA of Metschnikowia bicuspidata var. bicuspidata NRRL YB-4993, 1704 nucleotides long. RefSeq names its product Flu1p (gene FLU1). Bases 1 to 1704 code for a protein of 567 amino acids. The record is from RefSeq and is a predicted model, not a curated record. The transcript has a single exon. NCBI's taxonomy places the organism in Eukaryota, Fungi, Ascomycota, Pichiomycetes, Serinales, Metschnikowiaceae. Gene Ontology annotation, molecular function: transmembrane transporter activity. Gene Ontology annotation, biological process: transmembrane transport.